AUGGUAAGAACUCCUUUCUAUGACAAAAAUGGAGUGAAGAAAGGUGCAUGGAGCAGAGAAGAAGAUGAUAAGUUAAGAGCUUAUGUUCACACUUAUGGUCACUCUAAUUGGCGUCAACUCCCCAAGUUUGCAGGUUUAGCAAGGUGUGGGAAAAGUUGCAGACUUCGUUGGUUGAAUUACUUGAGACCAAAUCUAAAACACGGGAACUACACCCCAGAGGAAGAAGAAAUAAUCAUCAGAUUACACCAACAAUUUGGAAAUAGAUGGUCCUUGAUAGCUGAAAAACUUCCUGGAAGAACAGACAACGAGGUAAAGAACUAUUGGCACAGCCACCUGAAGAAGAGCUUGAAGAAUUAUAAUAAUAAUAAUAAUAAUAAUAAUAAUAAAGAGGAUUUGACCAAGGAAAAGAGGCGUUCAUCAAGCAACGUGAAUUCGUUGCUUUCGGAAAUAGACUUUACAAUACAAGUUUUAUAA
Messenger RNA from Vigna angularis (adzuki bean), 474 nucleotides. RefSeq names its product transcription factor MYB14. NCBI's taxonomy places the organism in Eukaryota, Viridiplantae, Streptophyta, Magnoliopsida, Fabales, Fabaceae. The transcript has 5 exons. Bases 1 to 474 code for a protein of 157 amino acids. The record is from RefSeq and is a predicted model, not a curated record.